AGACAUUGCAGGCGGGAAGAAAAGCAUUUUUUCUGCUGCCAUGACAACCAUGCAAAGAAAGGAAGAGACCAAACCAGAUCUUGGCCUGGGUGUGCCCCAGCCUGCUGUUCUACACUCAUAUCUGUGGAAAAGGAUGCAAGAGAAGUUCUUGAAAGGGAAACCAAAAAUCCUUGGGAUUGUGCAGAUUAUGAUUGCCCUGGUCAACCUCAGCUUGGGCAUAAUAAUGAUGAGUGUUACACUGCCAUUUUAUCAAGCACGUCCUAUUUCUGUGUACAUUGGAUACACGAUUUGGGGGUCCAUCAUGUUUAUUAUUUCUGGAUCUCUGUCAAUUGCAGCAGAAAAAAGAACUACAAAAGGUCUGGUCCGAGGUAGUCUAGGAUUGAACAUCAUGAGCUCCAUCUUUGCUAUCACAGGGACCAUAAUCAGUGCAGUCAGCCUCAGUAUGUAUUCAUUCUAUGCCAAUUACUGUAACUAUAAUCAAAGGUCAGAAGAUUGUUCCAUAGUCACGACCAUUUUAUUGGGCAUGGAUGCUAUAGUGGCCUGUUUUAGUAUGCUGGAAUUCUGCAUUGCUGUGUCCCUCUCUGCCUUUGGAUGUAAAGUAAUCUGUUGUAACUCAAGCGGGGUUGUGCUAAUUCUGCCACCAAAUCCUCAUGUGGCAGAAACAGCAGCUCCUACACCAUCUAAUGGAGGUUUAAUGCCAACAACAGAUCAAUAGAAAAAUGUUCCAGAAAAUCUAUACUGAUUGUAAUUCAAGAAUUCCACAUGGGAAAGUGCUGGAUCCAGCUUCCAUAUAUACAUACUUAAAACGAUACACAAAAUUUCAAUCCCAUUUUGAAAUAUUAUAUACAUACAUAUACAUAUAUUCACACACUGAAUCAACUCAAAAUCAUACUCAGCUGUCAAAAAAUAAAAUGGUAAUCUGGUAUCUUUUUGGAUAACCUGGAUGGAACUGGAAACCAGUCUUUUAAGUGAACCAUCACAAGAAAGGAGAAACAAACACAUGUGCUCAACACCAAAUUAGAACUAAUGGCUCAACACUUAAGUGCUGUGUGGAAGUAAAUCUCAGUGAAAAUGAAGCUGGGGGAGAGGAGGAAGAGAUGGGUAAAUUCACACCUG
Messenger RNA from Otolemur garnettii (small-eared galago), 1116 nucleotides. RefSeq names its product membrane spanning 4-domains A4A (gene MS4A4A). The coding region runs from base 41 to 715 and encodes 224 amino acids. Gene Ontology annotation, cellular component: membrane; Golgi apparatus. Lineage: Eukaryota; Metazoa; Chordata; Mammalia; Primates; Galagidae. The transcript is spliced from 7 exons. The record is from RefSeq and is a predicted model, not a curated record.